Molecule: messenger RNA, 428 nt
Organism: Alexandromys fortis (reed vole)
Lineage: Eukaryota; Metazoa; Chordata; Mammalia; Rodentia; Cricetidae
Gene: Nhlh2
Product: nescient helix-loop-helix 2
Exons: 1
Coding region: 1-408 (135 amino acids)
Biological process (GO): regulation of transcription by RNA polymerase II
Molecular function (GO): protein dimerization activity; RNA polymerase II cis-regulatory region sequence-specific DNA binding; DNA-binding transcription factor activity, RNA polymerase II-specific
Source: RefSeq, a predicted model, not a curated record
AUGAUGCUGAGUCCGGACCAAGCCGCCGACUCAGAUCACCCCAGCUCGACGCACUCGGACCCGGAGUCUCUGGGCGGCGCAGAUGUCAAGGUGCUGGGCAGCGUGUCGGACCUGGAGCCGGUGGAGGAGGCCGACGGCGACAGCAAGGGCGGCAGCCGGGCCGCGCUCUACCCGCACCCGCAGCAGCUGAGCCGCGAGGAGAAGCGCCGCCGCCGGCGCGCCACGGCCAAGUACCGCUCGGCCCACGCCACCCGCGAGCGCAUCCGCGUGGAGGCCUUCAACCUGGCCUUCGCCGAGCUCCGCAAGCUGCUGCCCACGCUGCCCCCGGACAAGAAGCUCUCCAAGAUCGAGAUCCUGCGCCUGGCCAUCUGCUACAUCUCCUAUCUCAACCACGUCCUGGACGUGUAGGGAGGGGGACGCCGCGGGAG